Molecule: messenger RNA, 2344 nt
Organism: Adelges cooleyi (spruce gall adelgid)
Lineage: Eukaryota; Metazoa; Arthropoda; Insecta; Hemiptera; Adelgidae
Exons: 3
Coding region: 1133-1576 (147 amino acids)
Source: RefSeq, a predicted model, not a curated record
AAUUAUUCUGUAUAGCUAGGCGUGGUUUGUGAUUACUAAGUGAACCAGUUGAGUAAUGUUUAUCUAUGUAGACAAUAAUUAAUAAUAUACUGAAAGCGUUAAUAAAUACUGUUAAUAUUGAACGAAAUUGAGGCGAUUAAACGAGAUAUUUUAUUGUUGAGACAUUCGAAGUUUGUUAAAAAAACAACUAUACAAUCGUUAAAAAUGUAUGUUUUAAUCAGAACUAUAAUGCCGGUCCAUUGAUUACCGACAAUUCGUAAUAAAAUGUUUUUUAUUUGUCUCUUUAAUUUUAGGGAAAUCGUGAUCGCAUUUAUUAAUUACUUGUCUGGCGCAAUGAAAUCAAAUGGGUUUUGCUUUCUGGCUUACUGCGUUCUUAUUUUUAAAAAAACGCGACGGUAACGUUGUCGGGAAAUUAACAUACGUUACGAAUCGAUUUGUUUCGGAGUAGGAAAAAAAAAUCUGUAAGAAAACUCCAUAUUAUGCAAAGGAAACCGGCGAAACCGUCGGUCGGAAAGUAGUGAACGCGCACCCGCUUCGCACGUCGCUUCCAGGCGACGUUCACACGCCACAACUAGGCCGGCACUUGUUGUCCCUACGAUUGAAAUAAAAAUCCGAAACAACAUGACCAGAUAGGUGUACAAUAGCCCACAUCGUGUCCCUCGUGGUCGGCGCAGGGCGUUAGCACAAUGGUAAUAUUAUGGUUGCGGCUACUGUGAAAAAUGUUUCCGAGUUGGGUGUAACGUCCGACACGGUGGGAGAGCGACCGAGAGAUCACUUCCUCUGGUUACGGCAAAACUAAUAUUAUAGUCGUUAAGGAAUAUCUAUAAGAAAAAAAAAACACUAGCUAGUAAUAACAACAAUAAGGAAAACACAUAGAUGUAUACCGGUGAGUGGAGGGAGAUAUUCGGUUAACGCCAGGACGACGGUGCAGCCAGGAAGGAGUGUAUCGCCUGCGCGUUAAACAACCAUUACCCUUAAUACUCUUAGGUGUAACACAUCAAAAACUUAAUUGUGGCUGUUAUUUGUAACAAUUAAGUCGCGCCCUACCCCUUCGGACAAGUUAAGAGCGACAACACCCACGCAUUCGAACAACCCACAGUCGUUUAGUGGAGUUUCGGCAGACGUUACCGUCAUGGCCAACGACAAGUCUCUCAAGGAGUCGCUGUUGGCAGCUUCGCCUUUUCUCAUCAAAGUCGUGGAAAUCCUCUUAGGAUUGACCAGCAUGUGCCUCAUCGUCAGCCCAUAUUCGUCUAGACUGCACACGAGCACAGGACGGGCAGGGUUCGUAUACUCAGCUAUGUCUGGAGCAGUCCUCGUCGACCUAUUGAUAGUGGCCAGUCAUUUCCUUCAACAGCGGAUACCCAAAAAACCGUGUUUGGUCGUAUCCUGCUGGUAUGGAGCCAUGUUGGCCAUAGCUGCCGGUGUAAUAUUCUCAGACUGGAGAGCCCUACAGUUUGCUUUGCAAGUACGACCGUCCAAGCACCGAAUGGAUCUGAUGAUUUCCUCGGCUGUGACCACCACUCUGACUUCGCUAACGUUUUUCGCAGACUUUGUGUUAACUUUUAAGUAUGGGUAACGUUACAGCCAAACAGCCAACAACCUAAUCGCCUAUAAUUCCUAUGGCAUUACCCAAGUCCUAACCAAAAUCAAUUACAACCAGAUUGGAAACAAGACUUUAAAUAAAACUAUUAUUAUUAUUAUUAUUACUAUUACUGUUGUUACUAUAUUACAUACAUACAGAAGGCAACACAAAUCACCAUAUACACCAAACGACUAGGCUUCAUGAUUUGUAAGGAUUGUUAUUUUUUUUGUUUUACGUCACCACACUCUUAUUAAUAUUUUUUAAUCAUAUUUAACUUGUACUAUUUUGUUUUAUGUAUAAAUGUAUUUUCAUACUAAGAGUUAAUUAUAUAAAAUCAAAUAUAACUUUUACAUCUAUAUUCCAACAUAGUUUCCAGGUUGGAACAAUCACGCCAUGAUAGGGGGUUCAAUAAUGGUUUUAAACCGUAAGAUAACUUAUUGACAUUCCAAUCAGGUCAUUAACAUGUUAAGGAUUAUAUGAAUUUAAUAUCAAAAUAAUUACAAUACAAAACUACCUAAUGUUUUUUCACGUAAAGUUUGAUAACGCUAAUAUUGUAACUGCGAUGGUUACGAAAUAAUAAUAAUUAACAUAACAAAUCAAACUUGGUAGACUACCACACAUGAUUAUUGUAGCUGAACACUAACAUAAAGCAUUAUAACAGAAUGAUAGAUUACAAUAAUGUAAGUAUAGAUUAUUAAGAAACCAGUUCGAGUAGAUUUAUUAUACAACUAUAAUAGUACAUAAUAAUUAUCUACAUUUAUU